CGCCCCCAUUCAUUUAUUUACAAACUAGCAGGGGAUAUCGAACGUAUCGCGCAUGCCCAUGGAUAUCGAUAUAUCGAAUGACAAAAAAGAAAGUGCAAAGAAGAAAAUAUACAACUUCAUUUGAUUGAAAAAAAAUGAAAAAAAAAGAGAAAAAUUCGCAGCCUAAUUAAAAAGUCCGAUAAUGAUGUAUAACGCAUGUGUCCAGAUGAUGUAUCUUGAGAUAUAUAUUUGACAAAUGUCACGUGCGACAAAUGUCAUUGGCAUGUCUGUUCCCGAGGUUAUCAAUUCCGUGUCAUUAUUAACAUCAUGAAGAGGAUCAAAAUCGUGCCGGACAGGCCCAAUCGCCAGUUCGAGACCUGGUUGGAAGAAUGGAGGGAUCAUGCGAUGCUCCGAAACUCCGAGUUGUGCGGCCAGUUCACGAAGGCCUUGGAUUCGCUCAAGCGAUACCCGCUACCGUUGGAAUCCGGCAAGGAAUGCAUAAUCUUGCAGCAUUUCGGCACAAAAUUGUGCUCGAUGUUGGAUAAAAAAUUGGAAGAGCAAAGAAGACACGAAUCCGUUAAAACUAUCGUUGAUGCGGACUGUAUUACUGCGUCCAGGAAGCAACUUCUGGAUGACAAGGUUGUUGAAACGCAGGAGAAAACAGCAAGAGUCAGACAAGCUAGGAACACGAAACAGAGUGCACCGAAAAAAUUGGCAAAUAUAGAUGAAAUUGCAUCAAAGGAAAACGGCAGACAAAUUUAUUUAGAAUCUAAUGCCUUCGAUAUUAUAUUAUUGGUGGACACUCAAGAAACUUGUGGUGGAAAAACAAAGCCUCAACAUGAUGCUACGCUUAUGGAAUUGACGCAGUUUGGUGUGUUGUUUGAAGUGCGUCGUUUGAAGAUUGGCGAUUUUAUGUGGAUUGCCAGAUGUAGAAAAACGCAAGAUGAAUUGGUUAUACCUUAUAUAAUAGAGAGAAAACGAAUGGAUGAUUUAAGUGCGAGUAUUACGGAUGGAAGGUUUCAUGAACAAAAGUUUCGAUUGAAGCAAUCUAAGAUUGAGAAUCUUAUGUAUAUAGUGGAAAAUAUUGACAAGAAUUCCCGAUUUUCCAUUCCACUUCCAUCAUUGUUACAAGCUUCUGUAAAUUGUUUAAUACAAGAUGGUUUUACUGUAAAAUAUACAAGAAAUCAUAAAGAUUCUAUGUCGUAUUUAUCAUGUGUGACAAAGACUCUAAUUAAAAUCUACAAGGAUAAGAAGCUUGUUGGAUGUAAAAAAGAACGUCUUCUUCAGACUAAUAAUUUAGAUAGCACGAUACGCCUUAUGGAAUUCAAAGAAUUCAAUAAAGCAUCUUCAAAACAAAGAAAAUUUAAAGUAAGCGAAAUGUUUAUUCGCCAACUAUUACAACUGAAAGGUAUGUCUGUAGACAGAGCAACAGCAAUUGUAGAACGUUAUCCUUCGCCACAGAUUCUGAUCAUAGCUUUAGAAAAUUCUGUUAAUGGUGAGCAAUUAUUGGCGAACAUUCAAGUCGGUGAUAAAAAACGCCAGCUGGGAUCUAGCAUCAUUUAUACAACGAUGGGUUUAAGUGUGUAUAUCUUUAUCACGAUCCUCCCGCAAAUUCUCGAUGUAUUUCUACCAUUGAACGAGACACGUUCGCGUGAACAUCCAUUUCGCAUGGAGUUUUUCAUAGAUGAAGAGAAGUUCUUUUAUCUUAUUCGAAUUCAAAUGUAUCUUAUAAUAAUAUUAAUGAUGGUAACAAUUCUUGCGAACGGGACCGUGUUCGUUGUUUACACGCGACAUGCCAGUGGAAUGUUUACUAUACUAGGGAACCGCGCAGAACAUUUAUUUAGCGAACGUUCCUCCAAGUUUGGGCGAUCCAACCGUAGGACUGAAAAAGAAUACAGGAACAUUGUUCUCUUUGUCGAGGAUCAUCGCAACGUUAUACAGUUUGUGGACGUUAUUCGAUCGAGCUACAGCCUUAGCCUCUUUGGUGAAUAUUUGUUCUUUAUGAUUGUGAUAGGCCUGACACUGGUACAAAUAAUUAAAUUCUCCGGAUUAUCAGAUCGGCCAAUUAGAUCUAUAGCUUUCAUGGUCGGACAAUUAUUUUAUCUGCUUAUGUUUAGUUAUAUGGGUCAGCAUAUAAUUGACACAAGUAUCGAGUUGUCCACGAAGAUAUAUUGCGGAAAAUGGCACAAUAUGUCUGUGUGGAAGCAAAAAAUUAUGUUAUUCAUUAUGAUAAGAUGUAUGCGAGCGGUUUCCAUUAAUUCAUACAGUAUAUAUACCCUGAGUUUAGAAACUUUCGCAAUGGUAAGCAAUAUCGACGAUAUAUCCACGAUUAUAAAAUGUUCUCCCUUUCCUCGAUAAUGUCACUGCGACUUUUGUUUCAAGAUCGUACAAUCGGGCAUAUCGAUUUGCAUGCUGCUGAUAAGUAUAUGAGACAAAGAAUUCGUAAAUAAUACGGAAAUAGCACCUAAUAGCGUUUUUGUAUGUAUUCGAUAUACAUAAAAUCAUCACAAUACAUCUUUUUUUACGUUUCAAACCCAAAGAGAAAAUCGCUCCUCAUU
Messenger RNA from Camponotus floridanus (Florida carpenter ant), 2537 nucleotides. RefSeq names its product crossover junction endonuclease MUS81 (gene mus81). Bases 307 to 2337 code for a protein of 676 amino acids. Gene Ontology annotation, cellular component: Holliday junction resolvase complex; membrane; nucleus. The transcript has 11 exons. Gene Ontology annotation, molecular function: crossover junction DNA endonuclease activity; olfactory receptor activity; DNA binding. Gene Ontology annotation, biological process: resolution of meiotic recombination intermediates; mitotic intra-S DNA damage checkpoint signaling; double-strand break repair via break-induced replication. Lineage: Eukaryota; Metazoa; Arthropoda; Insecta; Hymenoptera; Formicidae. The record is from RefSeq and is a predicted model, not a curated record.